Ambispora leptoticha is the source of this 3315-nucleotide messenger RNA. The record is from the annotation of a GenBank genome assembly. Lineage: Eukaryota; Fungi; Glomeromycota; Glomeromycetes; Archaeosporales; Ambisporaceae.
AUGACUACCGUUCAAGGUUCAGCAGAAAAUCCAGACAUUCGAAGACUACGUCAACGUCUUGAUCAAAGUAAUUAUCGAGAGAAUUUUACCCCAGAGUCGGCAUUACUUGCCGAACCACUUCGUCGCUCUGUAACUUGUCUUACCAAAGAAAAUAAUCAACUUCGUAUAGAAGUUAUUCAUGCGGCCGAUUUACGAGAUAAAGAACAAAUUGAGCGGCAACAGCUUAUUCGUAAAUAUGAGGAUGAGAUUGCCGAAUUGAAGUUUAUGAAUUCUCAAUAUGUGAAUAAAGCCCUAGAAGCAGAAAAAAAAUUAGAAUCCGAGAAAAAACGGAUCGAUACAAUAUUGAAAUCAGUUGACGGUGAAGGCGCGCAGGGAAAAGGACGAAAAUCAAAAUCCUCAUCAGCUUGGGAACCGAUUGCCCCUGAACAGAUUGAAAUUGACGCCCUUCUUGAAGAGAUGUCCGAAACUUAUAAACCAUAUACACCAGAUCCUAAAAUAGCAGAUCUAGUGAGUAUAAGUCAUAGACGAAUCGAGGAACUUGAGAGAUCCAAUAAAGAUCUCGGUGAUAAACAAAAGAAACUUGAAGAUCAGAUAUCGAUUCUUGAAAACCAAGUUACAACACGAGAACAAGAAAUCGCACGACUUGGUUCUCUUCUCGUAGAUAAACGUUCGGAUAAGCCACUUGAUGUUGAUAUUGGCGAUAUCCCCUCCGAAUCCGCUUCUGCAGCGCAAAUGCAUUCGAGGAUCCAACAAUUAGAGAUUCAAAAGGAAUAUUUACAAGAUCAUAUUCUUAAUCUUGAGCAGGAUAAGAGUAAACUUGAACAGGAAAGGGAGUCCAUUGAAGAGGAGUAUAAAAAAGAAAAAAUGACAAUAAUGAACGAGUUGAGGGAAGUCAAGAACCAAUCACAACAAAUCUAUAAAGAUCUGGAAAAUCUUGAGCUGUUAGUCGAUGACUUAAGUGAAUUGCAUUCUCACAUUUGUAAACAAGCAAAUUUGAAAGAUUCAACUGGUGAAACUCUUAAGAAAAAGCGUGAUAAGAAACCUGGCAUUAAAGAUUAUAUCAGCUCGAUUUAUAGUUGGCUAAAAACUGCUAAUGAUCAACUGAGGACUGAUUUUGAUAGUGUAUUUCAUGAGAAUGAUAAUCUUAAAACGGCCCUUGAUAACACUAGAAAGGAGAUUGAACGUAUAACGAAGGAGUUGAAUUCAACCAAAGAACGAUUACAAAAAUUACAAACAGUUGCCCAACAAAAUAAUAAGCAGAAAGGCUCAAGUGCCAAUGUUGAAACUUUGCAGGCCCAGAAUAAGGCUUUAGAACUCGAAGUAGCCAAAAUGAAAUCAAAAAUGCAGGAAUUGGGACAAAAGAGCUCAAACAAUCAACAUGCCUCGAACUCUGAUGAUCGGAAUGGACUCGAUAAAAAUUUUGCUCAGGAUCUCGCUGCCGUGAAAAAAGAACGAGAUGAGUUAUCUAGUCAACUAGAGGAAUGCAAGAAGCAGAUUGAGGCUCUUAGUAACCAAUUAAAGGAGGCUUGUGAAGAAAUUGAAAUAGUCAGCGGUGAUCGACAGAACCUUGAAGAGCUUUAUAAGCAAUUAAAUCAAGAGUUACAAAUUGCCAGGCGUUCACCAUCGCCAACUCUACAUCAGCCGUGUAAUAAGAAACUAGCAGAAGUUCAAGCCCAAUUGAGCAACGCCCUAAACGAAAUCAAAAAUUUAAAUCAUGAUAGGAAAAAUCUAGAACAGUUGUAUCAACAGGUUUGUCAAGAGUUGCAAGUACUUCAGCAAAUCACUACGGAACAUAAACCAGCACGUUCGAAUGUUUUCGAUCUCAACAAGCAACAAUCCAAUAAUAUUAGACAAUCGAACUUAUUUGAUCAAAAUGGCAAUAAUCCCAUAAAUCUCAAUAUAUUGAUGACUAUAGUGCAACAAGCUAAAGCUACACUUAAAAGGAUGGAAGAAGAGAUGAAUAUUGUCAGAGAUCGAUUUCAGCAAGUCAAUGCUCGAAUGAUUGACGGAGCACGGACUUUGGAUGCAGUCAACCGAGAGCUUGAAAAACUAAAACUUGAACGAGAUCAAUUAGCAGCCGAGCUUGAGGCUAGCAAACAAUCAGGCAAACAACUUACCGAGGUCUUUGCUGAGAGGAAUAAAUUUUACUCUGAACUACAAAGUAAAGAAAAUCAAGUGCAAUAUUUGAGUGAAUUAAUAGCAAAAAAGGACCAAGAGAAGGAGAAUUUAAUGAGUUCAUAUAAUAAAUUAUUGGCGGAACAUCAGAAACAAAAUGAGAUUCUGAAAAAAUCAACGGAAGAAAGCAAUAAAAUAAAACAUUUGAGUGAACAAUUGGCAAAAAAAGACCAAGAAAGAGAGAAUUUAAUGAAUUCUUAUCGUCAAUUACUGGCCGAAAAUCAGAAACAAGAGGCGAUUCUAAAGACAUCAUCCGAAGAGAGUAAUAAGUUAAAAAUGGAAAUUCUGAUACGAGAUAAGCGUGUUCAACAAUUACAAAAAACUUUGGAUGAAUGUUCAGAGGAGAUUCAACAAUACAAAACUGAUCUUGCGAGUUAUGAAAGACAGUGUGAGAUAUUAGCCAGAACAUUGCAGACAUUAGACUCGGAUUAUGCAAAUUCAGAGAAAAAGCGACCUUUAUCUUACACGGCUCUGAAUUUGCAUACGAAAAAUACCGCGGCUUUGAAUUAUCAGAUCUUUACAGGAAAUUUUAAUCAAAGGAAAAAAAUAGAGAAUCUCGAGACUUCUACUCAUAAACGACAAAAUGAAACGGCAGAUUUCUCGGAUGAAGAUUUUGAAUUUGAGAAUAACUUAAAGAAUAAGGGAAAAACGGUUGAACAACCAAAUCUAACUCCACCAUCACCAUCACCGACGAUACCAAUAUUAUCCGGCAAUGGAAAUCACAAGGAAAAUUAUCUUUUUGGCGAUUUUUUUUUAAAUAAGAAUUUCGCGGAUCGUAACUUUACCGCUACUACCUCUUUUGCAUAUGAAAGGCCAUCAGAUAAAAAUAUUGGUCCCAAACAGCAAAUUUCAUUAAAAAAACAAACCAAUCAAUAUCCAUUUACGUUGGGAUUGAUACCUGAACAAAAUAAGUCGAACGCCAAUGAAGAAAAAUCACCGAUAGAUCAAUUCUCUGCUCACAAAACUUUUCCCAACUUCGCUAAUCAAUUCUCCUCUACCGAGGUCCAUAUUCAGACGAACACUAAAAACGCGCAAUUAUCUCAAAUGCGUGAAGCGAGAUUCUUGAAUGAAGAAAAUAAGCGAUUAAUGGAUGCUAUAGAACAGACUAAAAACGAUCUUGGACGUUAUAUGGAAGAAUAA